Molecule: messenger RNA, 663 nt
Organism: Culicoides brevitarsis
Lineage: Eukaryota; Metazoa; Arthropoda; Insecta; Diptera; Ceratopogonidae
Gene: FoxL1
Product: forkhead box protein L1
Exons: 3
Coding region: 1-663 (220 amino acids)
Biological process (GO): cell differentiation; regulation of transcription by RNA polymerase II; anatomical structure morphogenesis
Molecular function (GO): RNA polymerase II cis-regulatory region sequence-specific DNA binding; DNA-binding transcription factor activity, RNA polymerase II-specific
Source: RefSeq, a predicted model, not a curated record
AUGGAAAAACCUCCAUUUUCGUAUAUUGCACUUAUUGCCUUGGCGAUCUCGAGUUCGCCGAAUCAACGAUUGACACUUAGUGGAAUUUAUCAGUUCAUUAUGGACAACUUUCCGUAUUACCGUGACAACAAACAAGGAUGGCAAAACAGUAUUCGACACAAUUUGAGUUUGAAUGAUUGUUUUAUCAAAGUGCCGCGUGAAAAGCACUCCUCAGAUGAAAAUGAAACGGGACCCGGAAAGGGGAGUUAUUGGAUGCUCGAUAUUUCUGCAGUGGAUAUGUUUGAAAGUGGAAAUUAUCGGAGGAGACGAACACGCAGGCAGCGACAAGCGAAGAUGUUGUUGACGAAUUCGGGAUUUCCGAACUCACCUUACUUUUCGUAUUUGAAUCCCGCCACAGCUGCUCUUCCUCCCAUGGACAGUAGGGCAGAUCCAGAAAAACUCCAUCAACUCCAACAAAUUUUCCCAUCAAGUCACUUGCUGAAUUAUUCCAUGCAUUUGGGCAACUUUUUAUCCUUCAAUACACUCGACUUGAUAUCGUUAGAUGCAAUUCUUAGAGCACAACUCACAGAAACAAACGUCGAACGAGAGGAAAAUUCAUCAAAAGAAUGCACGAGCUCAAAUUCAAACAAAUUUAGCAUCGAAAAUCUGAUUAAAAAGGAUUAA